Ostrinia nubilalis (European corn borer) is the source of this 1400-nucleotide messenger RNA. RefSeq lists its product as uncharacterized. Lineage: Eukaryota; Metazoa; Arthropoda; Insecta; Lepidoptera; Crambidae. The record is from RefSeq and is a predicted model, not a curated record. The transcript is spliced from 9 exons. Bases 114 to 1400 code for a protein of 428 amino acids.
AUUUGAAUUUACUAUUGUUUCUGCGCUAAGUUUUCACUUGUAUUUGUGGUCCAUAAAAAGUGUUGAUUUUAAAACAUUAUUACCCAUAAAUAGGCGCUCCGUAGUUCCAAAAUAUGGAGGAGUGGGAACGACUAGUAGACGGGUAUCCGAAGAAUCCGGACGUCAAGCUCUUCAUCAAAGUGCUGAAGACUGCAGAGGUCGCGUUGAAAGAAGACCUGGCUCCGUUUGAAUUGGAUUGGGUGACCAGCACACUAUUCUUCAAGCCAGUUUCGCUGUUCGAUACCAUAUCUGCUAAACGUAACGAUGCAGCUUGGAGCAAGCCUAUAAGCGAUGCCUUCAAGCUAAUUGGUGAAAUUGUUGACAAGUGUCAGCCAGAGCAUCUGUUUGAAAACAUUGUCACGCUCUGUCUUCUCUCCUACACGCCAAACAUCCGCAAGGACGCGCUGUCGUGCUUGGCGCGCGUUGCACGUCAAUCGGCGGAGGGAGCGCGUGACGCGCAACUACUUAUCACAGAACUGCAAGACUCGAGCACUAGCAAGACACAGCUGGCUGUGCUUGUGGGUGUAAUAGCAGAAUUCCACCCUGAGCUGGUGACGGAGUCAGCAACGAGGAUAUGGAGGAUAUACCUAAACUUACUGGAGUCCAACAAGAACACGGAUACAGUAAUAAACUCAGUGCUGCAAGGCCUGUUAGGCCUCUUCAAACACUUUGGGGUGGACCUGCCCAUCAUAGAGUUUAGAGAUCUCUAUGAAAGGAUCUCUAAAGAAUACAUUUUCAAGAGCAAAUGUGAAGAGGUGUGCCAUUCAAUAUUGGAGCAUCACGCCGACCUAUUCAAGGAGCUACUGGCCAAAGACCCUCGGCUAAGACUACAGCUGUGGGCCUCACAGGCCUCGGCGGCCUUACGGGCUGUAUAUGCUGCUAUUGCCACCGCAGUCACUAGGGAACAGAUGAUGAAAAUUUUAUCAUCCGAAGUCUACCCACGCGUGCAAUCAGUGCAGAUCCGAACUAAAUACAUCGCUCUUCGUAUACUAAAGUACUGUUCUAUGACUAAUGAGACUAGUAAUGACGUCAUAGCUGGGACUAUUAGUGACGUCACAGCUGGGACUAGUGGUGACAGUGCGGCUUCUGAAUGCGACUGCUGCGCGUUGGCGUAUGAAGUGAAGCGAGGGGGCGUGUCCAUAGACAAGGCUGAUGCGAUCCACUGGUGCCUAGAUUCAUCAGCUCCCGGCAGCGACAAGCUCCUCCAGACUUGUCUGCUGUUCCACCACAACAUACCCUCGUCUAAGAGGCGAGAUAUAUCCGUGCAUGGACUGCUGAACGCUCACGAGGAUGUUAGGACUGUACGUAUAACUACGGCACUAUUCCUACCUCUCGUUCCCACCGCUGCAACUCCUGUGUAG